AGUUGUGACUAAGUGAAAAUGUGCAUGAAAAAUUAUUAAAAUAGACAACAAGAAAAAAUAUUUUAAAACUAUGAAUUUAGAUUCUUUAAUUUCGUCGUCAGCUAUUCGAUCUGAAACGAUAACUGCUACAUUAAAUCGACACAAUUAUCCAUCAGUACAUCAAACAAUGCCUCAACGAUCUCCGUUUGCUAUUCAAGAGCUUCUAGGCCUCGGUCAUAGUGACUCUGGUCGGCAAUCGACAAAUGGAAGUUCUGGAAAUUCUGUGAAUUCUCAAAUCACAAGUACUUCUAACGGUCCUAUUUCAGCUGUAACUCCUUCAAUUUAUUCUCAAUCAAAUCAUGUUGAUCAUCAUCAAAUGCAAAUGGCUGCAUCACGUAUGGCUUAUUUUAAUGCACAUGCAGCUGCUUUUAAUGUUGCUGCUGCUUUUUUGCCUCAUAAUAUGUCAGGAGCUGGAGGUGGCCCGUUAGCUGGCUUACAUCCACAAUCUGCUGGUUUUCCACAACUAAAGACAUCGUUUGGAAGUGCAAACAUACCAUCACAGCCAAUAGAUCCAAGCAAAGAGUUUACAGUUGAUGGAAUUAAUGGAUUUAGCAAAAAGAAGAAAAAGAAGCGACGUCACAGUCGAACAAUUUUCACAAGCUAUCAAUUAGAUGAACUUGAAAAGGCAUUUAAAGAGGCUCAUUAUCCAGACGUUUAUGCCCGCGAAAUGUUAUCUUUAAAGACAGAUCUACCCGAGGAUAGGAUACAAGUUUGGUUCCAGAAUCGACGAGCAAAGUGGCGAAAAACUGAGAAAUGCUGGGGACGUUCUACAAUCAUGGCUGAAUAUGGGCUUUAUGGAGCGAUGGUUCGACAUUCCUUACCUUUACCUGAUACUAUUCUAAAGUCAGCAAAAGAAAACGAUGGUGUUGCUCCUUGGUUACUUGGUAUGCAUAAGAAAUCUAUUGAGGCAGCAGAAGCACUAAAGAGUUCCGAUGAGAACAGCGACAAAGAGGAUGACAAUGAAACUAGAACUGAAAAUAGCGAUACAAGCUCAUCAAAUCAUCAACGAAAGACACCAACGACACCAAUAUCGACAGCUAUAACACCUUUAACGACUUUAAAACCCAAGAAAACAUCGAAUAGCCCACCGUCAUCGACUUCUGCAUCACCAAUAGCUAUGUCACCGCCAAUAUCAAGUCAUCCGUCAAGUACACCGAAUCAGCGAUCGAUAGAGGAUUUGUCAGGACGAAAGGAUCAUGAAAUGUCAAGUCCAACAUCAAGGACACAUUCAAAUGGUGGAAGUAGUUAUCACUUGAGUCCAAAUGAACAAAAUAGUCCAUCGACAUUAGCUCAUCAUCAUCCAUCAGUUGCACAUCAUUAUCCGCUUAAUCCAAUGAACCCAUCGCCUGACACUGAUGCGGAAGUGUUUAGGUGGGUGAACUACAAUCGCGACAUUCCUGUCUCUUUUAUACGAAACAAUUCAAUUGCAUGUCUUCGUGCUAAGGCUCAAGAACAUCAAGCACGUCUAAUGAACAGUGGCUUAUUGGCACUUCAAGUACGAUCUCUAGCUGGUCUUCAGCAUCAUCAAGUACAGCACCAACAAUUACCAAGUCCAAUGAGCAGCUCGCCAGACAGCAUAAUGAUUCAUUCACAGCACUCACCAAGUCCAAUUCGAUCACCUGAAAGUAACAAUAACAAUAAUAAUAGCAGCCGAAAUUUUAAUUCAAGUAUGACGCACUCAAGUGACGUUAGUGAAGACAUUGAUAUUGAGGAAGUGAAGCCGUUUCAUAAUAAAACGAAUGUUAGUCCAAAUGUUGUAACGUUUUGACAUUAAAAAAUAAUUGUAUUUGAUAUUCUGUAAAAUUUUGUGAUGCUAUGAAUUGUAAAAGAGUAUGUUCUGGGAAGCAUAUGGAGGGGAAGGGGUCUAGUAGGAAUUACAUUCGAUAUUUUGGUUCUUAAAAUUGAUCUUUUUAGUGUAAAGUUGACAAGCAAGUGAGUUGACUGAGUUGUAUAGACGGUAAUGUCAAUGAACAAUACUAGAAGUCUAUUCUUUGGCUAUGAUCUUACUCAAUACAAUUUAAAUGAAAUUUAAGAUUAGACUAGACCGAAUUAAAGCAAGGAGGUCGAAUCUUAUAAUUUGGCACCAGGCGACAUAAAUCCUAGCUGCAACGUUGAGACUUCAUACUAUUCAAACUCAGAUCAGCUUAGUAAACUUAAUUUUGAUGUCUAUUGUAGAGUAUUAGAAGUCUAAGAACCAGUCAAAAAGACUUCAAUUGUCAGACUUGCUGAGCAUGUCCUAUCCUAUGCUUCUCAAAAUGUAUAUUAGCUAGAAGAUUUGACAACGACUAAAGAUAUUUUAUUAAUAAGUCAAAAAGAUCCAGUGAGAAACUACAAAGCAUAUAGUUUUGUGCAAUAAAAGAUGAAAGAUUAUGUAAAAUAUUUAAUAGCGAGAUGUGCAACGAAUCCUCUUGAUUGUCGAUGCUCUAAGAAUCCUGUAAAUAGCUAAAUUAAAUAAAUAUUGUGUUAGUGAUAAGGCGAUAUUAGUUAAGCUAUAGAGAAUAAAAAAUGAAUAAGUAAUAACUUUAUAUUAAUAAUAAAUAAAAGGAAUUAAUUAAUUUAAAUUUUCUUUCUAAAUCUUUCUGGAAAAUCAAUAA
Molecule: messenger RNA, 2633 nt
Organism: Chironomus riparius
Lineage: Eukaryota; Metazoa; Arthropoda; Insecta; Diptera; Chironomidae
Source: the annotation of a GenBank genome assembly